This is a messenger RNA of Aspergillus chevalieri, 624 nucleotides long. RefSeq names its product ESCRT-III subunit protein VPS20 (gene VPS20). The transcript is spliced from 3 exons. Gene Ontology annotation, biological process: vesicle budding from membrane; late endosome to vacuole transport via multivesicular body sorting pathway. Bases 1 to 624 code for a protein of 207 amino acids. The record is from RefSeq and is a predicted model, not a curated record. NCBI's taxonomy places the organism in Eukaryota, Fungi, Ascomycota, Eurotiomycetes, Eurotiales, Aspergillaceae. Gene Ontology annotation, cellular component: ESCRT III complex; multivesicular body.
AUGGGCAACAUCUCCAGCUCUCCCAAGAUAUCCGCCCAGGAUCGUGCGAUCCUCGACCUAAAGAACCAACGCGAUAAGCUCCAUCAGUACCAGAAACGCAUCACCGUCCUCACAACGCGCGAAACCAAAAUCGCGAAAGAAUGCCUAGCCCGGGGUGAUCGAAGAAGUGCACUUCUUGCCCUUCGCCGCAAGAAAUACCAGGAGUCCCUGCUGGCCAAGAGUGAUGGACAGCUCGAGCAACUUGAGCAAUUAGUCGGGCAGGUAGAGUUCUCGCUCGUGCAGAAAGAUGUGCUUUUCGGGUUGCAACAAGGAACGCGAGUUUUGCAGGCUAUCAACAAGGAGAUGGGCGGGAUUGAAGGCGUAGAGAAGCUGAUGGGGGAGACAGAAGAGGCGCGCUCGUAUCAAGAAGAAAUCAGCCAAAUGCUUGCGGGAAAUCUCUCGAACCAGGACGAAGACGAAGUCGAAGAGGAAUUGGCGGCGCUGCAAGGUCCAGUAGUAUUGCCAGAGCCUCCUACGACAACUCCAAAACAGCCAGAAAUACCAGUUAUAGCGACAGAAGAGGGGACGACGGAGCAAGGGGAAGUGGUCAGAAAGGAAGCACGAGCUGCGGUCCCAGCUUCUUGA